AUGCAUUCCCAGGUCUCGGGCAUAGCGCGGUGGAAAGCUUCAAGCCCCCGUGUGCGGAAGCUUGUCCCCCUCGCCGUCCGGCGGGUGUCGAAUCGCUCGCAUACUGAGUACCUGCUAAGCAUUCCGGCUUGCGGCCCGGAGGCGGCGGAGAUCUGCCCCUCUGCAGCUGGGAUGGGUUGGGGACAGCGCCUCAGCUCCACCUGUGCUCGCUCUAGCCGCCUGGGUCGCUGCGCCCGAAGGCGGAGGCCAGGUGUUGGGGACCUUGGGUCCCGGGAUCCAGGAGGCGGAGGCGCGCGAGCGGGCAUGCGCAAUGGGCGGAGGCGGCGGCGAUGGCCCUGCGAGGCGGGGAGGGGGGCCGGGGUGUGUGUGUGGGGGGAAUCGCUGUUUAUUUGCAGCUGGGCCACCGCGGCGGCGGAGCACAGGGCGCCCGGGCGGGGACAGUGGGCGCGCGAUGCCCAAGCCACUCAGGCCGCCGCGCGCCCGGGCCUCGGCCGGGGAGGAUGCGCGCCGCGCGGGAGCUGCCGUGCGGGCGGUGCGAUGCUGGUGACCCGGGGGGACCGCGGCGGCGGGGAGCGCGCGCCCUCGCGGCGCCGGAGCUGCGGGCUGGUUCCGGCCGGGGCCGCGGCGCUGCUAGCCGGGGCCAGCUGCCUGUGCUACGGCCGCUCGCUGCGGGGCGAGUUUGUGCACGACGACGUGUGGGCGAUCGUGAAUAACCCCGACGUGCGGCCCGGGGCCCCGCUGCGCUGGGCCGUCUUCGCCAACGACUUCUGGGGCAAGGGCCUGGCGGACAGCACCAGCCACAAGUCCUACCGGCCACUGUGCGUACUGUCCUUCAGGCUAAACAUAUUCCUGACUGGCAUGAACCCGUUCUACUUCCACGCGGUGAACGUCGUCCUACACUGCCUGGUGACCCUCGUCUUGAUGUACACCUGCGACAAAACGGUCUUCAAGAAUCGCGGGCUGGCGUUUGUCACAGCCCUGCUCUUUGCAGUGCACCCGGUCCACACUGAGGCAGUGGCUGGCAUUGUGGGCAGAGCUGACGUGUUAGCGUGUCUCCUGUUCCUGUUGGCCUUUCUUUCCUACCAUAGGAGUCUGGAUCAGAGCUGUGCAGGGCAGUGCUUCCCCCCGACGGCAUCUCCCUUCUUCCUGCUCCUCAGUUUGUUCCUGGGGACCUGUGCGAUGCUGGUGAAGGAGACAGGUGUCACCGUGUUUGGGGUGUGCUUGGUUUAUGACCUCUUCUCACCCACCCACAAGCAGGACAAGUUGAGCAAUGGGGUGAUCUGUCAGCACAGCCCGGGGCAACCAGGGAGCCCCCAGCCCUCCUCUCAGCAAUCCCACCCCCACCGUGAGAGCAGAAAGCAGCGCUUCCCACACAGAGGCGGCCAUUCACCUCUCCCACGGGAGCCCAAGAGCAGUGGAUUCUCUGUGUCCCCACGAGCAGUGUGGUCACUGGUGAGCCUAAAAGUAGCAUUACCAGAUUGUCUGUUGGGACCAAAGGCGUUCACACCGGACAUCAACAACAAAGAACGUGACACCUGGCGCCAGAGGCUCUUCUAUUCCACGUCAGACCCUGCAUCCUAG
This is a messenger RNA of Acomys russatus (golden spiny mouse), 1581 nucleotides long. RefSeq names its product protein O-mannosyl-transferase TMTC1-like. Gene Ontology annotation, biological process: protein O-linked glycosylation via mannose. The coding region runs from base 1 to 1581 and encodes 526 amino acids. Gene Ontology annotation, molecular function: mannosyltransferase activity. The transcript is spliced from 7 exons. The record is from RefSeq and is a predicted model, not a curated record. NCBI's taxonomy places the organism in Eukaryota, Metazoa, Chordata, Mammalia, Rodentia, Muridae.